Messenger RNA from Gadus morhua (Atlantic cod), 916 nucleotides. Its product is annotated as BEN domain-containing protein 6-like. Lineage: Eukaryota; Metazoa; Chordata; Actinopteri; Gadiformes; Gadidae. Gene Ontology annotation, biological process: positive regulation of neuron differentiation; negative regulation of Notch signaling pathway. Gene Ontology annotation, molecular function: DNA binding; transcription corepressor activity. Gene Ontology annotation, cellular component: nucleus. The transcript has 4 exons. The record is from RefSeq and is a predicted model, not a curated record. Bases 91 to 591 code for a protein of 166 amino acids.
AUUGACAACUCUGCCAUAACUGCAACUGAGACCCCAUCUGGCUCAACUGAGACUCCUUGUGGCAAAAGAUGUGCUGAAGCAGUACGACAAAUGCAGGCAAUGGUGAAUGAAAUGAGAGGCAUCAGACAAGAGAUUCUGGGCAUAAGAGCAGAGAUGCUGGUGAGAUCGGCAGCGCCCUCAGUGGAGCAGGCACGAAGGUGUCAACCGCCUAUUGCGGCCAAUACGGCCAAACCAUCAACACCAUUGGAUGUAACCAAUGAAGAUGAAUCUGCCUCAAAUGAUUCUGUGAUCAUCUCUCAAUCUGUGAAAUCGAGAUCUUCACGGACCUCGGCACAAAAAUUUGUGAAUGACCUCAUGCACGGGAUUUACUCAACGGAAUAUAUGGCGACACACAGCGUGUCGGGGUUAUCCUCAACGAAGGCAGCCAACGUCAAGGCGGCACUGCCUCGUGAGCAUGUCAUGGAAAUUAUUGCUGAAGCACGCAAGGUCUUCCCCGAGGCAGCGGAAGCUGACAUCAGGCGCUUCAUGAGGGAAAAAUUGUCGAAUGCAGCCAAAAUUCUGCGGCGUAAAGAGAAGUCUGACCGGACUUAAUGCUAUAUAUGGAGAUUUUAAUCAGAAUGUUAGCGAAAAGUUCGAUCUGUAAGUACUACAUUUAUAUAUCAACAGCUAAGCCAGUGAGUUCAACCAGGAUACAACAUGUACAUCUGUGAUAGUCUUGAUACUGCAACUGUACUUGAUAGAAUAUCAUGUUUAUGUUAAUGCACCAGUUCAUGUGUGGUUUGUCUUUUGUUUUAAAUAUUGCACGGUUGUGAAUAUAUUUGGUCAUAUAGGGAGGAACUUAUAAAUUCAUGUAGCUUAUCUUUUUUGUAGAAAAUGGAUAACCUUUGUGUCAUUGGUUGAGGUUAUAUGUAUUUUU